Molecule: messenger RNA, 867 nt
Organism: Acomys russatus (golden spiny mouse)
Lineage: Eukaryota; Metazoa; Chordata; Mammalia; Rodentia; Muridae
Product: melanoma-associated antigen 10-like
Exons: 1
Coding region: 1-867 (288 amino acids)
Biological process (GO): negative regulation of transcription by RNA polymerase II
Cellular component (GO): nucleus
Source: RefSeq, a predicted model, not a curated record
AUGUCUGAUGAUCAGAAGAAACAGUGUUUCCAGUUUCAGGGAGACUCUCAGGCCCAAAGAGAAGAACAGGGCAUGAUGGCUGAGGGGGAGAAGUCCACUGACAGUAACUCCUCCUCUUCCACAAGCCCAACCGUUCUCAGGAAGAAGCCUGCUGGUGGCAUACCAGAUUAUCCCCAGAGUCCUAAGAGAGCUUUAUCUCCUCCCAAUGUCAUGGCCACCAUUCCAAUGUCUGCAUCUGAUGAGGCCAAUGGCUACCAAAUAGAGGAGGUGGGAGAGCCCUUGCAGUUGCAUCAUGCACUAAAUGCAAAGGUAGCUGAUUUGGUGCAGUUUCUGCUCUUCAAGUACAGAAUGCAGGAGCAGACCAAUAAGGCAGAGAUUGUAGAAAUGAUUAUCAGAGAUGACGAGCAGUAUUAUGACAGGAUCUUUAGUGAGGCCACUAAUGGUUUGAACCUAGUCUUUGGCAUUGACACGAUAGAAGUGGACCCUGUUGUCCAUACCUAUGUCCUAGUCAUUGCCCUGGGGCUCACCUAUGAUGGGAUGUUUACUCGUGUCCAGGGCAUGCCCAAGACAGGCCUCCUGAUAGUUGCCCUGGGUGUCAUCUGCAUGAAUAACAACUGUGCCCGUGAGGAGGCGAUCUGGCGAGCACUAAAUAUAAUGGGAGUAAAUUCUAUGGAAAAUCACUAUAUAGCUGGGAAUGUCAAGAAGCUUUUCACUGAAAAUCUCGUGCAGGAAGGGUAUGUGGAGUACCAGCUGGCGCCUGACAGUGACCCCCCUUACUAUGAGUUCCUGUGGGGUCCAAGGGCCCAUGCUGAAACCACACCUAGAGAUGUCAUAGAGUUCUUGGCUCGGAUCAACAGGAUUAACUAA